AAGAGCUCACCCCUGAAACCUCAGUUUUAUAGUCACAGAGAGAGUCUGAAUUUGGUCUGGUAUUCUUGAUUUGCCAUGUUUUUUUUUUGACUGAUCUAAAUUAUUCCCUCGCAGGUGUGUAAAGCUUGCCUCAUUUAUGCUGGCUGCUAAUACUAGUUGUGGUGCUGUUUGUUUGUUUUUAGGGCAGAGACUUGCUGACGCAAAAGAUCCCUUUGUGGCAACAAGCGUGUGCCGACCCAAAUAAACUCCCAGAGCGGGCAAUGCUUCUAGCUCAGCAGAUGGGCUCAGGAGCCACGGGGACGCUGGGACCCAGUGUCCACCACACCUCUAAAUCUAGCCUGACCAUCUCAGACCCCAUCCCUGGGGCCAAGCCACUUCCUGUGCCACCUGAGCUGGCAGCUCUCAUGGGGAACCAACAGACAAGGAUGAUGGGAGUAGAAGGUGUUCCCAUUAUGAAUGGCUCAGGGGUCCAUGUGGGAGAAGACUACCAACGCUGGAUGGAGACCAGAGCCGCACAUGAGAAACCGGCCCACAGACAAGGUGGAGAGACCUUCUCCAACACCCUACCUGUCCGCAAGGUUGCACCUGUAAAGCCCAAGAAUACUUUGGCAGAGACACAGACCCUCCCCAGGUCUAGCUCGAUGGCAGCUGGGUUGGAGAGAAAUGGACGGACACGCGUUCAGGCCCUCUUCUCUCACGCCGCCGGGGACAACAGCACACUCCUCAGCUUUAUGGAAGGAGACAUCAUUACACUGUUGGUGCCUGAAGCCCGGGACGGCUGGCACUACGGCGAAAACGAGAAAAACAGAAUGAGAGGCUGGUUCCCGUUCUCCUAUACCCGUGUGAUUCCUGAGCCAGACAGCAAUAAACUCCACGUCAGUUUGCAGCAUACCAGGAGCAGCAGCACAGGAAAUCUUCUGGAGAGAGAGAUGGCGUUGCCGACACCUGAUUAUGGCAUGCCCACACGCUUCCUCACCCAGCAGCAGAGCACACCACACAGCCGACAGAGACCAUACAGCAUGGCAAUGCCAGGAUUCUCACAACAAGGGUUGGAGGAGUAUGAGUCGCGAUUCCAAACGAGCCGGAACAGACGAACAUAGCUGACGUUUCUGAAGGUCUAGCUCAAACAAAAGUGCGGAGGGCAAAUUGAUUUCGACAGUGUGAGACACCACCUUCCCCUCCGUCCACACACACUCCCCUGUCAUCCCCCUUCACUCCACCCUCAGAGGAAGAGGAUCUAGAUCCACCCUUCCCACCUUCUAGUUCCCUUAUUUUAUCCCAGUUGGACGCAGCCUAACGGAACCGGAAUGCUGAGUAUUCCAUGUUGACCUUCCUCAUUAUACGCUCCCAUCAUGAGAAUGUUGAGCUUUCUUCAGUAAACAUGUUGAAUUGUCUUUAUGUAUCUCUUGCCUGUCUUUCAUGCAUGUACUGUACAUGUCAACAAUGUAUAAAUGCAUUACAUUUUGUAUCCAGGGGUUCACGGAUUUAAAGGAAUAGUUUACAUGAAAAUUUAAAUUCUGUUGUUUACAUGAUUUUAUUAUGUUUUCUUUUAUGGAACACAAAAAGACAUAUUUAUGAAAUCGAAGAAGUAUUUUUUUUACUCCUUGCAGUGAAAGUGAAUGGUAACCAGGUUUUCUUCUAGUUUUUUUGGUCAUUUUGGAGUUUGACAUCGACUGAUCCUCAUUCACUUUCACUUGAGGGAAGAGAACAGCUCAGAAAUAAUAAUUUAUUUUUUGUUUGUUUCUGUGGAAGAUAGAAAAGUUGUUUAGGUUUGGAACAACAUGAAGGCGAGUAAAUAUAUAUCUAUUUUUUUGUUGAACAAAAAAUCUUUAAUGAAAACCAGUGUGGUAAUAUGAUUAAAGUUAUUGUUUGUAACAAUUCCAGUGGGUUUAUCCAAGUAUAAACGACUGUUAAUAAUGAAACUCGGCUGAGAAAGACCAUAUUCUGUGUUGGUAAAUUUGCAUAAAAAAUAAUAAAAAAUAAAUAAAUCAUAUAUAUAUAUAUAUAUAUAUAUAUAUAUAUAGUCAGGUGUUUUUAAUGAUUCCUUUUACAUUGUACAAUUGAAUGAAACUGAUGUAAACUUUCAGUGUUUUUCCAUUUCAUUGCUUAUAUCGUUGUUAUAAAAGGGUCUCCGUGAUCUCCUAAUAUCUCACCUGGAGUCCCUUCAAUGAAGUAUCUGUGUUCUAAAUGUGUCAAGUGUUGUAGAUUAGGACGGUCAAUUCUGAUGUGCAGUACACACUUGACCUUCCCUGAGUCUCAAGUGAAGAUUGCGUUUGAAAGCAUAGAAGUUGAAUCGGAACAAAUACUUUAAAUAUAAAUGACAAAAAUGGGUCGUUUCUGGAAUUCAUGGUUCAUGCAUGAAAGAAAAGACAACUGGUACCUACAUAUCCAUGUCUCAUCACCAUCCACGAGUGAAGCAGUGAGAAGCUGUGUGUUAGUGAUUUGGUACAGUACAUCACUGUAACACAUGGUAACAAGCGGCUCAUUGCUUAUAUGAGUAAAAGCAGAAAGGAAUGAACAAUCUAGUUUUAGUCUAGGCCAGCUACUGUUGCCAAGAAACAUCUCUAAUUUAUUCAUGUAGAAUGUUUAGCUCAUCCAAUCAGAUUUUAGAAUCCGAACUAUCCAUUAUUUUCUCUUCUGCACUGAUGUUUGUGUUGCGAUUGUUUCAGCGAUACAUCCCUAUUAAAGAUGUGCCAAGUCUUAUUAUUAAUAUAAUCCAUGUGAUCCAGUGCCUUGUACAUAGCACACAAUAUUUGUAAGUACUAUAACUGAUAAUCAAAUGUUAAGUUGUAAUCAUGAGUAUUUCUGAUCUUUUUCUUUGACAUGGAUGCAUUGUUUCAUUUGGUUCAACAAGAUCCCUGCGGAUCCCAGUGUACAGUACAGCUUUUAGAUUCGAAACAUAUGUAAAAACAGCAAUAAUCAGAUUUGAUACCAUACUUUUCGGUUUAGUAUCAAUUUAAACAUUAUAUUUGAUGCUUAUAAUACACUUACACACCACUUGUGUGAGUUUUUUAGCCUUUUUCACAGGAGUGAAAGUUGAAGUCUUAGUUCCAGUGUUGUAAUGAAAGGGAACCUUUUUCAUAGAAACAAAAUGCUUAUGAUUAAGCUAUAAAAGAAAGAAGGUUUCUCUGAUGUGAUAGACACACCAUAUUGCUUGUCUGGUCUAGUAAUUGUUUAAAGGUGCACUGCUCGAUAUUUUCUCUGUAUUGUACUUGAGAAGUCGAUUUAUUGUUGUACAUGAAGGUGAUGCACAAUUAAAUAAAAAGCACCUUCAUUAUUACCACAAAGUAUUCGUGGAGAUGUCCAGAUUGUACACUUGCUUUCACUUUUCCCAUGUUUUCCUCCACCAAAGAUCCUGCCAGGUUCUUUGCGUCUGUCUGUAUCUCCUCCAGCUAUAGUUUUUUUUUGCUUUUACACCGUUUGUCCUUUUCUGUGUGUAACUAAACUAAAGUCUUGCUGUAGCUCUGCCAACACUCACCAUCUCUGUUUUGAUGAAUUUAGAGACAAAAGCAGUAAGGUGUCAAGGACUGGAAGCCAGUGCCAGUGUUUCUUCUUUCUGCACUAGAGUAAAGACCAUGAUACAGCCGCCACGCUCCGAGAGAGCUCCACCUCUGUCAUGAUAUUUAUGUCGAAUGCCCACUUUUUGGAUGUGCGUAAAACGAGAGAAUGUACAAUAAUUGUACAGCAAAGUAUAUACACUCCAAUAUGCAUGUAUUUUGAGCGACAGCAGAACAGUGUAAUGUUGCUAAAUGACCAUGUGACUUUCUACUCUUGAAAAGAUUAAUAAACAUUUCUUCAGAUUAAA
This is a messenger RNA of Carassius auratus (goldfish), 3805 nucleotides long. Its product is annotated as brain-specific angiogenesis inhibitor 1-associated protein 2-like. Gene Ontology annotation, biological process: actin filament bundle assembly; actin crosslink formation; positive regulation of actin filament polymerization. Gene Ontology annotation, molecular function: protein binding. Gene Ontology annotation, cellular component: nucleoplasm; cytosol. The record is from RefSeq and is a predicted model, not a curated record. The coding region runs from base 261 to 1100 and encodes 279 amino acids. Lineage: Eukaryota; Metazoa; Chordata; Actinopteri; Cypriniformes; Cyprinidae. The transcript has 8 exons.